GUGUGUGAAAAAAGCGUGGUAAGCAGCGCUGCCUACCGAAAGUUCGUGCAAAACGCUGAAAUUACGUUGAAAAAACACACUAAUCGUGCUGUAAAGUAAAGAACUUCAUUCACUAACAAUAGUGCGAAGCCAUCGCAAUGUUAUUUGCAUGGUACAACGCGUAGCGACUGACUGGUAGCGAUUGGAAGCAUCGCUGCCCCACAAGCGCUUGGUGGUGUGCAAAAAAGAAGGGCGUUUGUUUUGUAGAUGUGUGCCGCCGUCGUCGCCACCACCACCACCAUCGGCGUCUAACACCCUCUCCGAUAUGGCUGCAAACUAUCCGGCAAACGCCGCCUCGCAGGCCGGCACGUCCCAAUCGCUCGACCCAACGCAGAUGGGUCACUUCCGCAGCUUCGUGACGAUGCUGGGCGAUGCCAGCUCGAAGGACGAGUUUAAGCUAAAGGCGGCGCAGGAGCUGAGCGAAAACUUCGAGCUCAUCACCCAGUCCAGCGGCUACCAGAACUUCCUCGAGCUGGCGAUGCGCGUCUUCCUGAAGGUGCUCCAGGACGGGGAGUCGAUGUUUAUUUCCGAGCUAAACAUGCAGCAAGUACGAAAACUUAUUCUGGAAAUGAUACACCGACUGCCCCAAAGUGAACUCGUGCGACCAUUCGUGAAGCCAAUCAUCAUUCUCACGAUAAAGCUGCUGCAGACGGAAAAUGAGGAAAAUGUGCUGGUUUGCUUGCGCAUCAUCGUUGACAUACACAAACAGUAUCGGCCACCGUACCACGCCGAAAUUAUGGACUUUCUGGCGUACCUGAAGAAAAUCUACACCGACCUGCCGAAGCACAUGGGCAUCAUGUUCGAACCGCGGGCUGCGAUCAAGGUGAAGGAUCUGAAGGAGCUGAACUUUGAAACACUGCUGCCGGACAUAUUUACCAUGACAAACAUCCAGCUGGAGAAGAAAACGGCCGAUGGGAAAACGACCACCGCUUCGUACAAUCUCAUCCCGAAAGGAAUCAACUCGCUGAAAGUGCUGCAAGAGCUGCCGAUCAUUGUAGUUUUGCUGUAUCAAAUUUACAAACAAAACCUUCACCAAGAGGUGGCCGAAUUUAUUCCACUAGUCAUGAGCACGAUCAGCCUGCAGCCAUCCCUUGCUCAUAAAAAUUCUCCCGGCUUUAACAAAGAAACGUACGUCGAUUUUAUGGGAGCACAGAUUAAAACGCUCACGUUUUCCGCUUACAUUCUGCGACUGUUCCCGGACGCGGUACAUACCCAUGCCUCGACGAUGGUGAAAGGCAUGAUAAAUCUGCUGGAAAGCUGCCCAAAGGAGGUGGCCAGUUUGCGCAAAGAGUUGCUGGUAGCGUCACGCCACAUCCUGCAGACGGAAUUUCGAAAUCAUUUUGUGCCAAUGAUCGAAAAGCUGUUCGAUGAUGAUGUGCUGCUGGGGAAAGGCUGGACGACGCAUGAAAAUUUGCGACCGCUCGCUUACUCCACGCUGGCCGAUCUGGUGCACCACAUCCGGCAGCAGUUGAGUUUGCAGGCGCUGUCGAAGGCGGUCCAUCUGUUUGCCAAAAACAUACACGAUGAAUCGUUGCCCACCAGCAUUCAAACCAUGUCCUGCAAGCUGCUGCUCAAUUUGGUCGAAUGCAUUCGGCUGAAGAGCGAGGUAGAGCCCGUGAUUGCGCGCGAUCUGCUCAUCACGAUGUUGCGCAUUUUUACGAUCAAGUUCCAAACCAUCUCGAAAGUGCAGCUGCCACAGUUGAUGGCAAAAUGGAAAGCGAAGCCCGCCGAGACAAGCGGCCCAGUCCCUGGGCAGGGUGAAAAUUUAGCCCGUGAUCUACUGAGCGGACCGGCGGACGGUACCGAUGGAUCGGCACAGAAAGCGACAAGCAUUGGACUACCAGCUCCAAGCACGCUCAAUGUGUCGGAGUAUCGCAGCCUCAUUAAGACGCUCGUGUGCGGUGUCAAGGCAGUGACCUGGAACUGUCCACCGCCCAGAACGGUCAACUCGAACGAACACCAGGGCCCAACAAAAAUAUUCAACCCAAGCGAAAUUCUCAUCUUCAUCGAUCUGUUCCACUGGGCGCUGGAAGCGCUGGACAUCUACACGAUCAAUGUUCCGGCGGCCGGUAUGGGCGGUGCGCAGGCCAUCCCAGUGCAGAAGCAAACCCUGCAGAUGCCACGCACCAAGGAGGAGAAAGAGGUUUUGGAACAUUUUAGCGGUGUGUUCCUCACGAUGGAUCCGCAAAACUUUCAGGAAAUUUUCACCGCCACUAUCGAUUUUAUGGUGGAUCGGCUGUACAAAAACACCACUCUGCAGGUUAUAGCAAACUCGUUCCUGGCCAACCCGAAAACGUCCCCCCUGUUCGCUACCGUGCUGGUGGAGUAUCUGCUCGAGCGGAUGGACGAAAUGGGAUCGAACAUCGAACGUUCCAACCUGUAUUUGCGUCUGUUUAAGCUGGUCUUUGGCAGUGUGAGCCUGUUUGCGGCCGAGAAUGAGCACAUGCUUCGGCCCCACCUGCACAACAUCGUCAACCGGUCGAUGGAGCUGGCAAUGACGGCCAAGGAACCGUACAACUAUUUCCUGCUGCUGCGCGCCCUGUUCCGUUCCAUUGGCGGUGGAUCGCACGAUCUGCUGUACCAAGAGUUUCUGCCACUGUUGCCGAACCUGCUCGAGGGGCUGAACCGCCUCCAGAGCGGAUUCCACAAGCAGCACAUGAAGGAUCUGUUUGUGGAGCUUUGUCUGACCGUUCCGGUGCGACUGUCCUCACUGCUGCCGUACUUGCCCAUGCUGAUGGAUCCGCUCGUGUCGGCACUAAAUGGAUCGCACACACUGAUAAGCCAGGGCUUAAGAACGUUGGAGCUUUGUGUGGAUAAUCUGCAACCGGACUUCCUGUACGAUCACAUCCAACCCGUGCGGGCGGAUCUGAUGCAAGCACUUUGGCGCACGCUCCGCAACCAGGACAGUGCGGCGAUCGUUGCCUUCCGCGUGCUGGGCAAGUUCGGUGGCGGCAAUCGCAAGAUGAUGAUCGAACCGCAAAAGCUGAAGUAUCAGGAAAACGAUCCAUCCAACCCGGCCGUGAUCGCCUACUUCCAGGACCAUCGCAAUCCGAUAAAUUUCGCCGUGGAUAAGGUCAUCGAAACGGCAUUCAACGCGCUGAAGUGUAGCACCACCGAUCCGUUCUACUGGCGCCAGAGCUGGGAGGUGAUUCGAUGCUAUCUGGCCGCCUCGAUCACGCUGGACGACGAUAAGCACACGUUGCAGAAGCUGUUCAUGCAUCCAAGCUUCACCGAGAACAACAUACAGUGCUCCCCGAACGUGGCAAACUACAUCGCGCCGGACAAGCGGGCCCGGCUGACGCACCAAACGGCACUGACGGGAAUGUUCGUGGCGGCAGCCACCAAGGAGCUGCGCGGUUCCGUACUGCCCACGAUGGUGGCCGUCGUGCGGCACUACACGAUGGUAGCGAUAGCGCAGCAGGCCGGCCCGUUCCCGCUACUCAAACACUUCCAGUGGUACAACGUCGGGAUGGAUCCGCUCGUGCUGAUCGAUGCGCUGGCCGAAAUCAUGGGCCACGAGGAGAAGGAACUGUGCAAGCCGGGCAAUUUGGCGAUGGUGCUGAUCCUCGAGACGGCCACCAACAUAAUGGGCUCGAAGGAGCGUGCCUGCCGGCUGCCGCUGAUGAACUAUCUCGGCGAGAAGAUGGCCGCCCUCUGCUACGAGCGACCCUGGUACUCGAAGAUGGGUGGCUGCAUUGCGCUCAAGUUCCUGUACCAGUACAUGGCGAUGCGUUGGCUGUACCAACAUACGUUCGUCUUUCUGAAAGCGUUCAUGUUCAUCAUCAUGGACCUGACGGGGGAGGUGUCGAGCGGUGCGAUCGAUAUGGCGCGCACGUUCCUGGAGAAGAUGUUGCGCAUCUGCAUGACCCCGCUGGAGAAGGAUUGCAAGAACGAGGAGCUGCUGGCUACGCAGAAGAAGGCAAUGCACGACGUGAUCCAUGAGCUGGUGCGGCAAGUUACGAGCCCGCACACGCUUGUCCGUGAAACGGCGAUGUCAUCGUUACGUUUGAUAGCAGAACUGCAGGAGAAAACGGUCACGGAGGUAAUGGACCCGCACAGAGAGGUGCUGGUAGACAUGAUACCACCCAAGAAGCACCUGUUGCGUCAUCAACCGGCCAGCGCUCAGAUUGGUUUGAUGGAUGGUAACACCUUCUGUACCACGCUGGAGCCACGGCUGUUUACCAUCGAUCUCAACGUGUUGACGCACAAAGUAUUUUAUCACGAAGUAUUGACACUGUCCGAUGCCGAGGAUGCUACACUGAACAAGCUGGAGUGUUACAAGACGGUCACAAACCUGGUACCGUUGCGCAAGAGCGCCCUGAACGCACUGGCCGCCUGCCACUACAUACCGAACGGGUGCCGGGAGAAGAUAUUCUCCAUCCUGUUCAAGGGCUUGGAGAAAAACAAUGCCGAGCUGCAGGAAGCCGCCUUCCUGUGCAUGAAAAACUUCCUGCAGGGCUGUACCGUCACCAAGGAAUCGAUCCACGCGGUCAUACGUCCCCUGCUGCUAAUGCUGGGCGAUUAUCGCAAUCUCACGCUCAGCGGAACACGCCGCCUGUCCUACCUGACGCAGCUGUUCCCGGCCAUGUUCAACGAGAAGCUGUGCGACUCGCUGCUGCAGAUACUGCGCAAAAUGCUGGAGCACACGAUUGCCAACAAUAAGGGCAACUUUUUGGCCACCUCCAAGACGAGCGAGAUGGAAAAGAAGAUCGUUACCAUACUGGGGAUCUUCCAGCAGAUACCGGCCGCAUCGCCCAAGUUCAUCGAAAGCUUGUGCAAGCUUAUACUGCAGGCGGAGAAAAGCUUGAUGAUCGAACCAUCGUCACCUUAUCGGCCGGCGUUGGUCAAGUUCCUGCUGCGCUACCCGAAGGAAACGAUCGACCUGCUGCUGACCGACGUCGUCAUGAAGGACGCUCAGUGGAAUCGGUUCACAAUCUUCCUGCUGCGGCACAAGGACGGUUUACCGUUCCGCAAUGCGGCACAGCUGAAGGGAUCGCGGCUGACGCAGCUCAUUCUGCUCAACUCAGAAUCGUCCACCGUGACGAAACCGUUCGAGGAGCGAUACGAAACGCAGCACCAGGCGGUCCUCAUCAUCCACACGCUGGUCGAGUUCGAUGGUCCGUGGAUAACGAGCCAAGUAGAGAUCAUUACCGCACUGAAGAGCAUCUGGAAGAACGAUUUGUAUAAGACGUGUCAAGUGGCGGUGGUUUGUGAUCUGUGGCAUUUGAUCGCAAAGAUCCUGAUCGAAUACUUUUCCUACAACACCAACGAGAUUCUGCUGCUGUUCCAGCUGCUCCGUGCGCUUUGUCUGCGCUUUGUGCCCGACUUUCAGUUUAUGCGCGACUUCCUGCAAAACACCGUCUGCCAGAGCUACACGGUCGAGUGGAAGCGAAAGGCAUUUUUCCAGUUUGUCGAAGUGUUCCCUAGCCCGGAACUGGCGCAGGAUCUGAAGGCCAAAAUUCUGAUGAUGAUCAUCAUUCCGAGCUUUGCGUUGAGCUUCGAGAAGGGCGAAGGGAACAAACUGGUUGGCGCUCCUCCGGCCCCGUACCAGGAAGAUGACAGCAAUGUGGUGUCGGUGUUCAUCAACAAGGUGAUCGAUCCGGACAAACCGUUCGCCAACGAGGAUUGCGUGCGCAUUGCGCUGCUACAGUUUGCCAGUUUGCUGGUGGAGAAGGCCUCGCCGCACAUACACGAUGGAGAUGCCAACAACAAGCGCGAGGGCAACAAGCUGCGCCGGCUGAUGACAUUCGCGUGGCCCUGUCUGUUGCCGCGCAAUUGUGUCGAUCCGUCGGCGCGCUAUCAUGGGCAUCUGCUGCUCAGCCACAUCAUUGCACGGCUUGCCAUCCAUAAGCGCAUCGUGCUUCAGGUGUUUCACUCACUGCUAAAAGCUCACGCCGUGGAAGCGCGACGCGUGGUACAGCAAGCACUGGAGGUGCUCACCCCGGCCAUGCCGCUGCGCAUGGAGGACGGCAACACGAUGCUAACGCACUGGACGAAGAAGAUCAUCGUGGAGGAGGGCCACUCGAUGCAGCAGCUCUUCCACAUCCUGCAGCUGAUCGUGCGCCACUACAAGGUGUACUAUCCGGUGCGCCAUCAGCUCGUGCAGCAGAUGAUCAACUCGAUGCAAAGGCUGGGAAACGUCGGCAACACGUCGACCGAGUAUCGCAAGCUGACGAUCGAUCUGGCGGAAGUCGUCAUCAAGUGGGAGAUGCAACGCGUAAAGGACGAAUCGGACGAGGCGGCAGCGGCAGCAGCGGCGGUAGGCGAGGGAACCGGUGUGCCCGGCGCCGACGAGUCAAUGGAAAUGGGAGCGACCGGUGGGGCGGAUGGAACGGAUUGUCCCGAUGGGCCGAACAAACUGCAGUCGAGUGGCGCUGUCAAGCGCACCGCUUCCGGUAUCGAUGACGAUGGGGCGGGAGGCAUCAAGAAGAAGCAGGCCGUAGGUGACACGGAUCCGCAGCCCUCCUCGAGCUCGGGCUCGGGUGGCAAAACGGACGGUGUCAAUCGGUCCAUCGACCGAGCGCAGCUCGAUACGGUUUUAAACUUCCUCUUCCGCAUGGCGUGUCAAAUCAACGAUGUAACGCCCGGAGCCCACGGUAUCGUGACCCCCGGGGACAAUCUUUCCCGCCGCUGCGUGAAUCUGCUUAAGCUGGCCAUUAAACCGGACACGCCCGUCGAUCUGAAGCUGGUCUGGCUGGACAAGGUGCUGCAGAACGUGGACACGCAGCCGGCAAGCAUCGGCAACAUCUGUACGGCGCUCGAGCUGCUCACCUUCCUGCUGGGGGUGCUGAAGAAGGACCAAAUCCUGAACAUGCUGCGGCCGCUGCAGCGCGGCCUGUCCGCCUGCGUUACCUGCUCGAACACGCGCGUCAUCAAGCUGAUGCACGGGCUGCUCUCUCGCCUGAUGGCCAUCUUCCCGACCGAUGCGCACCACAAGUGCGACGAGCUGGAGAUACUGUACACCACGAUCUCGCGCAUGAUCUACGACGGGCUGGCGACGUACGAAAAGUCAUCCCAGGCGAAUCCUUCCUCCCUGUUCGGUACGCUCAUGACGCUGAAGGCGGCCUGCUCCAACAAUCCGGGCUACAUCGAUCGGCUCAUCUCGCCCUUCAUGCGGCUGCUGAACCGCCUCACCAAGGAGCAUCUGACCGGGUUCGGUGCGAUGGGUGGGCUCGGCGGAGCGGCCGGUCCGGGCGGCAUCGUUGGAGGUGGUGCGGGCGGCGCCGGUGCUAUCGGUCCCGGUGGGGCCGGCGGGCUCGGUGCGGGUGCGUCGAUGAGCGACGUGGCGAACACCAGCUCCAUCGCGCUCGAGCUGCUGGUCGUGUCGCUCGAUUUGGUAAAGAACCGGGUGGUCGUGAUGAGCGUCGAGAUGCGCAAAAUGUUUAUCGGCGCCAUACUGGUCGGGCUGAUCGAGAAGAGCAGCGACUCGAAGGUUAUCAAGGCGAUCGUGAAGAUCAUCGAGGAGUGGAUGAAGAACAACAAAAACACCCCCGUGACGGUGCAGCAGGCACCGACGCUGCGCGAGAAAGCGAUCCUGCUGGUGAAGCUGAUGCAGUACGUGGAGAAGCGCUUUUCGGACGAUCUCGAGCUGAACGGGCAGUUCCUGGAGCUGGUGAACUACAUCUACCGCGACGAGGUGCUGAAAGCGACCGAACUGACGUCGAAGCUGGAGGCCGCGUUCGUGGCCGGUUUGCGCUGCCCGGUGCCGCGCAUCCGGGCCAAGUUCUUCGAGGUGUUCGACGGGUCGAUGCGUCGCCGGCUGCACGAUCGGCUGCUGUACAUUAUCUGCUCACACUCGUGGGACUCGAUCGGGCAGCACUACUGGAUCAAGCAGUGUAUCGAGCUGUUGAUACUGACCGCCAAUACGACCACGCAGAUACAGAACAGCGUGGAAAACCAUCUCCUCCCAAGCAUAUCUUCGGUGAUCAAUCUUGCCGAUGCGGAAGAGCGCAAAAACUUUGUCAUCUACACGACGAUCCACAACGAUACGACCGAUUCGUUCGAUCCGAUCGAGGACAAGGAGGACGCGUUCGACAUGGACAUGAGCGUGGAUUCGAACAUUUCGCGGCACGAGGAAAGCGAACGCCCCGUGGCCAACCGACACGCGGCGCUCGCAAAGCUGAUCAGCCGGCAGGCCGAGUUUAUGGAAGCGAAUCGGAAGGUGCGCACGGAGCAGCUGCUCGUAGCGACGGCCCAGCUCUGCCACAUGGACACGCAGCUGGCGGAGAAGGUGUGGCUCGAUAUGUUCCCGAAGCUGUGGGAAAUUCUGGACCCAAUCCAGCAGCAGUCGCUCGAUCGCGAAAUCAUUCCGUUCCUUGCGUCCGGCGCCCACAUCAUCCAGCGGGACUGCAAUCCGAGCGCGAUGCACACGUUCGUGGAAGCGCUGGCGCAGUGCCAGCCGCCGGUGUACAUGCCGCCCAAUCUGAUGGGCUACCUGGGCCGUGCGCACAACCUGUGGCACCGGAUGACGCUGAUGUUGGAAUCGCUGGCGGACGAUUGGGCUAACGUGAAGGAUCUGCUGCCCGAUUGUGUCGAUCAGGACGAUCAGGGUAUGCGGGACUGCUCGAUCGUGCGCGAACCACUGUCGCAGAUGUAUUCGGCGCUGCACGAGGAAGAUCUGUGGGCCGGGCUGUGGCAGAAGUACGCCAAGUAUGCGGAAACGAGCCGUGCGAUUGCGCACGAGCAGAUGGGAUACUUCGAGGAGGCGCAGAGCAUCUACGAUGCGGCCAUGAUGCGGUUCAAGCAGGACCUGAGCAACGGGCAAACGCCGACCGACAUGAACAGCGAGAUGCUGCUGUGGGAAAACCACUGGAUACGGUGCGCGAAGGAGCUGAACCAGUGGGACAUCCUGAUGGACUACGGGCAGCUGUGCCGGGACAAGAACACGUACCUGAUCAUGGACAGUGCGUGGCGCGUGCCGGACUGGAGCUUGAUGAAGCAGGCGCUGCUGAAGGUGGAGCAGUCCUGUCCGAAGCAGGUCGGCUACAAGAUCAACCUGUACCGCGGCUAUUUGGCGAUUCUGAACCAGGAAGAUCCGCAGCACGCGGGCAGUGCCGUGUCGGUCGAGCGGUACGUCGAGAUGGCGUCCGCUUACUGUAUGCGCGAGUGGCGCCGACUGCCACCGAUCGUGUCCCACAUCCAUCUGCCGAUUUUGCAAGCCUCGCAGCAGAUCAUGGAGCUGCAGGAGGCCAGCCAGAUCCAUCAGGGGCUGCUGCAGCAUCGGACCACGUCGCUGCACGACAUGAAAGCGAUCGUGAAGACGUGGCGCAACCGGCUGCCCGUCAUUGCGGACGAUUUGUCGCACUGGAGUGACAUUUUCACGUGGCGCCAGCACCACUAUCAGAUCAUCACGUCGGCGCUGGAGCACAACAACGAACCGAACGCACAGUGCAUGCUGGGGGCACACGCGUCCGCCCAGACGAUCAUUCACUUCGGUAAGAUAGCGCGCAAGCAAAAUCUGACCAGCGUGUGCCAGGAUUCGCUGUCCCGCAUCUACACCAUCCCGUCCGUGCCGGUGGUCGACUGUUUCCAGAAAAUAAGACAGCAGGUAAAGUGCUGCCUGCAGAUGGCGUCGGUCACGAGCCGGGCCGAGCUGUCGGAAGCGCUGGAAGUGAUCGAACCGACCAAUCUGGAAUACUUCACCAAGGAAAUGACGGCGGAGUUCUACGCACUGAAGGGUUUGCUGCUCGCCCAGACCGGUCGCUCCGAGGAGGCAAACAAAGCGUUCAGCGCGGCCACCCAGCUGCACGAUACGCUCAUCAAGGCGUGGGCCUUCUGGGGCGACUAUCUCGAGCACAUCUUCACGCGCGACUAUCGGCAGAUUCAUCUGGGCGUGUCGGCGGUAACCUGCUUCCUGCACGCCUGCCGCAGCCAGAUCGAGAGCAAAUCGCGCAAAUACCUCGCCAAGGUGCUUUGGUUGCUGUCGUACGACGACGAAAAAUCAUCGCUGCUCGAUGCGCUGGACAAGUACGCGGUGGGUGUACCGCCCGGCCAAUGGGUACCGUGGAUUCCGCAGCUCCUCUGCAGUCUGGUACAGUACGAGGGCAACGUGAUCAUGAAUCUGCUCAGCCAGGUGGGCCGCAUGUUCCCGCAGGCCGUUUACUUCCCGAUCCGUACGCUCUACCUUACGCUCAAGAUCGAGCAGCGCGAACGGUACAAAAGCUUGGAGCAGCAGCAGGCUUCCAUUGUGCAGAAAGCCUCGAAGGAAGGUGCCGCAACGCCCGGUACAGCUGGUGCAACGCCGGGCAGUGCUCCUGGAUCGACACCGACCGCUUCCGCGGAUGUAACGUCCACCUCCGCCACGGGAGCACCGGCAGCUGCGGUUGCCGCUGGGGCUGCAGCAGGUACGCCAACGGGUGCAGCAACUCCCGGCGGUGCGUCUGCAACACCGGGUGCUGCUCAGCAGGCUGGAGGACCGGCAGCAGGUGCCAGUGCAGCCACCACUACCCCUAUCCGGGCCACCCCACCAAUGUGGCGCUGCUCAAAGAUUAUGCAUCUGCAGCGCGACAUCCACCCGACCGUGCUGAGCUCGCUCGAGGGCAUCAUCGACCAGAUGGUGUGGUUCCGGGAGAACUGGUACGAGGAGGUACUGCGCCAGCUGCGCCAAGGACUUACCAAGUGUUACGCGAUCGCGUUCGACAACCGUGGAGCGGUGAACGAGGCGACCAUCACGCAGCACACGCUAAACUUCAUCAAGAAGCUGGUUUCUACGUUCGGCAUCGGAAUUGAAAACAUUUCCAGCUCCGUCUCAGCAACGUUUGUGUCGGCCGCAUCGGAAUCGCUGGCACGGCGUGCACAGGCCACCGUACAGGAUCCCGUCUUCCAGAAGAUGAAGGGUCAGUUUACGAGCGAUUUUGAUUUCUCGCAACCGGGCGCCAUCAAGCUGCACAAUCUCAUCAUGAAGCUAAAGAUGUGGAUCAAAAUUCUCGAGGCCAAAACGAAACAGCUGCCGAAAUCCUUCCUGAUUGAGGAAAAGUGUCGCUUUCUGUCCAACUUUAGCCAGAAGACGGCCGAGGUAGAGCUGCCGGGCGAGCUGCUGCUGCCGAAGAAUUCGCACUAUCACAUUCGCAUCGCCCGCUUCAUGCCGCGCGUCGACAUCGUCCAGAAGCACAAUACGGCCGCCCGGCGUCUGUACAUCCGCGGCACGAAUGGCAAAAUCUAUCCGUACCUCGUGGUGAACGAUACCGGCAUUGCCGAUGCGCGGCGCGAAGAGCGCUUGCUGCAGCUGCUGCGCAUGCUCAACUCCUACCUGGUAAAGCGCAAGGAAACGUCCCGUCGCUUCCUCUACCUAACCGUACCGCGCGUCGUUGCCGUCUCGCCCCAGAUGAGGCUGGUCGAGGACAAUCCGGCCAGCGUGUCCCUGCUCGAGGUGUACAAAUCGUGCUGCACGAAGCUGAACAUCGAGCACGACGCACCGAUCACCCGGUACUACGACCGGUUGGCCAAAAUACAGGCACGCGGUUCGCCCACGAAUCACGUCAUUCUGCGCGACAUUUUCAAGGAAACGCAGGCGCAGAUGGUGCCCAAAACGCUGCUCAAGGACUGGGCCGUCCGGACGUUCCCGUGCGCCACCGAUUACUGGCAGUUCCGGAAGAUGUUUACCCUGCAGCUGGCCCUGUCCUGUCUGCUGGAGUACGCGCUCUGCCUGACCCGGCUCAACCCGGACAUGAUCUAUCUGCACCAGGACUCGGGGCUGAUGAACGUGUCGUACUUCCGCUUCGAGAUGGACGACAGUACGGGCUUUCUGGACGUGAACCGGGCGGUACCGUUCCGCCUGACGCCCAACAUUACCGAGUUUGUGUCGUCGAUCGGUGUGGCUGGGCCGCUGACGGCGUCCGCCGUCGCGACGGCACGCUGCUUCAUCCAGCCCAGCUUCAAGCUGACGACGAUACUGAAGGCGAUACUGAAGGACGAAAUCAUUGCCUUCCACAAGAAGCGGCUGAACGAUGAGAAGGUACUGGUCGAUCAGUCGGCUGGUGGUGGUGGAGCAUCUACCAUCAUUUCGUCCACAACACCGGUCACUUCGAGCACGGCUGGAGCGGCGGGGCAGGCUGGUACAGCGACGAUACCGACCGAUCAGGACAACGCGUCGAUCGAUAUCGAUGCGGAAACGAUCAUCACGACGGUGAACAAGGCGGUCGGUACGAUUAUGGGCCGGUUGAACAAUCUGUCCCGCAUCGACAGCGGGGAAUCGAACCGCAUGAGCACGUUCGUACAUUUGGCCACCAAUCCGGAGAACCUGUGUCUGAUGGAUCCGGCAUGGCAUCCAUGGUUGUAAAUGCUAAUCCCUUUCAAUAGCGUUAAGAAGCUAAUUUAAGAAAGCAAAAUGAAUAAGUAAGUUUGAAAGUGUAAUAUGAUUGUGCUAAUAAUAAGGACGAAAGAAAACGAUCUUAAAUAGAAAUAAAGAGAGUGAACGAAA
Messenger RNA from Anopheles merus, 12457 nucleotides. RefSeq names its product transcription-associated protein 1 (gene Nipped-A). The coding region runs from base 305 to 12316 and encodes 4003 amino acids. The transcript is spliced from 18 exons. Gene Ontology annotation, biological process: regulation of DNA-templated transcription; DNA repair. Gene Ontology annotation, molecular function: transcription coregulator activity; protein binding. Lineage: Eukaryota; Metazoa; Arthropoda; Insecta; Diptera; Culicidae. The record is from RefSeq and is a predicted model, not a curated record. Gene Ontology annotation, cellular component: NuA4 histone acetyltransferase complex; SAGA complex; nucleus.